ACAGAAUAAAAAAAAAAAAAAAUCAGGUUCUUUUAAGCGGCCAAUUAAUAUUUCCUUUUUUCUCUUUUUUUGGAAAGUUCGAUACAUUUUAAUGUAUGGAAAAUAUGCGUUUCUUUAAGCUGGCCAGACGUUUACCCAUUUAACGAGGUACAUCGAUCAACUGGAGCAUUGCGCGUGGGCCAUCAUAAUAUAAGCAACCCCUUACAGGCGUACGUAUGCAUAUACACACGAUCGUUAGCUGCUGUCACAGGCUAAUCACGAAACGGGAAAUUCGCGAAGCGUAGGUAGUCCCUGUGUACAAAGAGCUCUCUGUACAUAUAUACACACUUGGACAUACGUAUAUGCGUACAUACGUGUAACUGCUUUAUUGCGGUGAGCAGUUCCAUAUAAUGAAUUGAGAAGGCCCCUUCACAAACAUGCACACGGAGAAAAAUGUCGCUGCACAAGGAAAUCUGUAAAUACAUUGCACGAUCAAGCUCGAAGCCGCUGCAGAAAUUGGAGUUUGAACCGACCAAACGGAAAACCGGGGCCUUGUCUCAGAUUUUCAGGAAAGUCUUUUUUCCCUACUACUUUAAAUUUAUCCGAGCUCCCUAUGAAAGGUGGCAAUUUUGUGCCAUGACCAAAUUUCUGAGGGAACACGGACUCAUGUACGACGACAUGUACAGUGACAAAGACCCCGUCAUCGAAAGAGCCAUAUCUCUUCUCCCUAAGGAUAUUCAAAUAAAGCGUUACAGGAGAAUGUUAAGAGGAACACACAUUAAUUUUUUAAGACUUUACUUGCACCCCUCAGAACAGAACUAUGACCCCUACAUUCCCUACCUUGCCCCAUAUAUAGAAGAGGCAAAAUUCCAGCUUCAAGAGGAGGAAGAGUUACUGGGUUAUCAUCCCUACGAUAGGAGAUUGUAUACUGGUGGACAAACUGGUUUUGGUGACAUAGAGCCAGGAAUGCAUUUCCUCGUUUCGAUUCCGAACCUUUACGGAGCGGCCAUACCGCACAGUCUUAAGAAGAAGUAGAGGAAGGGCAGGUCAUACCCCUGCCCCCUAUAUGUUAUCUGUUAAUGCUUACGUGGUGAUUUGCUAAGCGGUCCAUACGGGCUAAUAACUCAGUGGGCGGUUUCUCCACGCAUGCGUAGUGGGCAUCAUCCGCAAAGACGUCACCACGAGGAA
This is a messenger RNA of Plasmodium coatneyi, 1167 nucleotides long. RefSeq lists its product as uncharacterized. The transcript is spliced from 2 exons. The record is from RefSeq and is a predicted model, not a curated record. Lineage: Eukaryota; Apicomplexa; Aconoidasida; Haemosporida; Plasmodiidae. Gene Ontology annotation, biological process: mitochondrial electron transport, ubiquinol to cytochrome c. Bases 433 to 1014 code for a protein of 193 amino acids.